Verticillium dahliae VdLs.17 is the source of this 447-nucleotide messenger RNA. RefSeq lists its product as uncharacterized. The coding region runs from base 1 to 447 and encodes 148 amino acids. The transcript has 2 exons. The record is from RefSeq and is a predicted model, not a curated record. Lineage: Eukaryota; Fungi; Ascomycota; Sordariomycetes; Glomerellales; Plectosphaerellaceae.
AUGUCUUCCGAGAAAGCGAUACUCCCCCAGUAUGAGGACAGCCAAGCCACCCUCGAACUCAUCGAGUCGGCGCCCGAAACCACCGACAAGGCCCUGUGCGCCCGCUUCUCCGUCGCCAGCACCAUCCUCUCGGCGGUCCCGUGGCUCAUCAUCGGCGUCCUAGCCAAGAGCGAGCUGUACGCCGACAACGAGGAAUACAUGGGCGCCGCCCUCGUCGCCAUCCUCGCCGCCCAGCUCAUGGCCCUCACGCUCGCCACCCUCUCCGCGCAGGUCGCCUGGCCGGCGACGCAGGUUGGCAGGUACCUGGCCGUCGGGCUCGGGCUCGGCGCCAGUACCGUCUUUGUCAUUGUGACGUACGAAUCGUCGGCAUCGAGGCUCGAUGACAUGCCUGGUGUUCGUAGAGCAUGUGUCACGGAGCGAGAGCUUGCCAUGUUUUCGCUAUAUUGA